Sorghum bicolor (sorghum) is the source of this 2668-nucleotide messenger RNA. RefSeq names its product probable F-box protein At4g22165. The transcript is spliced from 4 exons. Gene Ontology annotation, molecular function: protein binding. Lineage: Eukaryota; Viridiplantae; Streptophyta; Magnoliopsida; Poales; Poaceae. The record is from RefSeq and is a predicted model, not a curated record. The coding region runs from base 1218 to 2543 and encodes 441 amino acids.
CUCGACAUCGAGCGAGUGAGCGACGCAUCCCGAGCGAGCGCCGAUUGCUUCUUCCCCAUCCACCGCACCGCCCAGAUCCAGGCGCAGCCGAGGUUGAUGCCCAGCUCCAGAUCCAGGCCGCCGCCGCCGAGCUUCCCCCACCGGUACCCCUCACCACCGCCCGCUGCCCCUCUAUCGGCGUCGCCUCCCCCGCCGGUUGCCUCAGCCACCAUCGCAUAUCCUUCCGGCCGUCUUUCAUCCACCCGUCGCCCCUUGUCCUCCGAUGCGAACGGCAGCCGCUCCGCGCACACACACACACACACACACACUCCACGCGCUUGGAUUCAGAGGCGACCUCGGCGCCCUCUUGGCUAGCCCACGAGCGUGUAGUUCCAGAGGUGUAGCCGAGCCGUUCAGAGUCGCCAGUCCGGUGGUGGCGUACCACAUCGGGUAGCUUCCUUCGGUGCGCCACCUCCACCCGCAUCCUCCGGCGCACCUCCUCCCUCUCGAUCUGGUAUUGUUGUAGCAUGAUUACGGAUUUCUCUUUCCUUCCCUUCUUUGAACUCCGUCAUUGUUCGAUUUCGAGUGGUUAUACAGUUCGAUUCGAUUCGAUCUAUUGCCGAUUUUCGGAUCCUCGUGCAACAUUUGAGGAACACUGCUUUUGUGAUGGAUUUUUAUGGUAGGGCUUGCAUAGCAUGUAUUCGAUUUAGAGCUCUUUUUGAUUCGAGCUUGAUCUUUGGCUGAUUUCUUCCUUCCUUCCUUCUCUUGUCCGAGGGCCGAGGCUAUGUACCGUAUGGACUAAGUCUCCGCUCCUUAUACGAGGAGGAAGAGAUGCGAGACGAAAAUUUCCAGACGAAAAGCGUGCCUUCGCCAGCCAGCGACCACCCCCCUCCCGGCCCCGGACUAAUUCGACCCCAACCCGCGGGUUCGCUCGCCCAUCUUCUCGUCUGUAGAUCGCAUGCUCAGUUCAGAGUUUGCGACUCCGACUCGAUCCCGCGAGGGAAAAAGAAAAAUAAAACUGCUCGCAGUCAUGUGCCGGUGUGCCCUGUUGGAUCCGCAUAGCAAUUCCUGUGACGACUGCAAGCGCGAUCUCGGCGACCCCCCACCUCGCCGACUGGCUUCCCCCUCCACCUCACCGCCGGGCAGCAGAGACCCCUCCGGGCUGGGAUCGGGUUCCUCCUUCCCCGGCUCUUCAGAAACUUAUUCACCCAAACAUUGUGAAGCUGAAGGAUGUGACAAUGGAAAAUCAUGAGCCAUUCUUCAUCUUUGAAAACAUGGUGUGCAAACCAAGACCUGUCCAUGAUGCUUCCCAUACAAAAACAAACGAACCUACAGGAUCUAAUCCAAGUUCCAGCUGGUCGGACCUCCCAAAGGAUCUUGUCCUCAGCAUCCUGCAACGCCUUCAACUCCCAGAAGCUAUUGCUUUUGCAUCAGUAUGCACAUCAUGGCUUUCGGCUGCCACAGCUGCUGGCGUCCCACGCUCUUGUACACCAAUGAUCAUGUCUUGGCGGGACAUUCUCGAGAGUAGAGAAUCGCGAGGGGCCAAGGGCAGCUCUUCUGUAAACUGCAAGUUCCUCCAUCUCUUGGAUGUCCAUAAGGCUUAUGAUGUGAGAUUUCCCCAAGGUUUAUGCUUCAUGGCAUGCUGUGGAUCCUCCCAUGGCUGGCUGAUUCUGGUGAACGAACUCGCCAAUCUCGUGCUCUACAACCCCUUCACCUCGGAAAUGAUCCCUCUCCCACCAAUCACUGAUUUCACAUGCGUUGAGGCAGUCUGUGGUAGCAAAGGCAACAUUGAAGCAUACAAUUUUGAGAAUCAUCGAGUCCAGGAUGCAAAGUACUUGGCAACAUGGUUCUACCAGAAAGCGGUGUUGUCUUGCAGUCCAUCCAAGAGUGCUAACUAUGUCGUCAUGAUCAUCCACCGGGAUAACAACUGGCUUUCUUCUGUUAGGGCUGGAGAUAGCAAUUGGCAAGUGGCUGCAACUUUAGUCGCUCAGAAGGCGGACCGGUAUGCGGACUGUGCGUACCACAAUGGGAUGUUCUACACCGUGACAUUUGAAGGAAUAGUGGAGAAAUGGGAUGUUGAUGGACCGAAUGGACCAGCAAAGGAGGUGAUUGUAGCCAAGAGGAGCAGUAGACGCAUUCUCUCCAGGCAUCUGGUGUCUACACCAUGGGGUGACCUGCUGGAAGUGCGAGCAUUUGUUGCAAACUCCAGGAGGAUGUAUAGAGAUGGUGUCGCAUUCCGAAUUUUCAAGGUUCAUCUUGAUGGAUAUGAGAAGGUAUCACCAGUACCAAAGAUAGACUUAAUGGAGCAUGCAAUCUUAAUCGGCUUGAAUCACUCGGCAUGUUUGUCCACCAAGAAUUUCCCCUGGCUGAGGCCUUGUUGCAUCUACUUCUCAGUACCUUGGAUGACGCCCAUAUGUCAUCUGCUUCGUCGAUGUCCAGAAUGGGGAGGCGUGAGGACCUACGACAUAAAACAAAGAACAUUUGAUCAUGUUUUCCGUCUCUGCCCUCAUACAAAUCGCCUCAACCUUGCUCCUUCUGAGGUUUGGAUCACACCGAAUUUAUAAUAAUUUACUAGGAAGAAAGAUGCACUGUGCUGUGCUGGCUCAAGGUAGUUCUGUCUGCCAAUCAUCUUUUUUUGUGUACAUUUGGUAUAGUUUGUGAGAUUGCAAGCCAUUUAUUUUUGUAUGAA